CUCACAGCGUGUAGUGUAGAAGAUCACCUCAGUUGAGACAGAUUAUUUCACUGAUUCUACGUUACCAAUUGUUACAGUCCAAAAUGGGACUGGCAAAUAUUUUUGGAUUCGUGGUCAUAGGGCUGUAUUUCACCAGCAUUUGGGCACGACCAGGCCAGUUGAAACAGCAAAUUUACGAAUUUCGAGAAUUUCACUCAAGUUCAACGCAGGAUCACGCUACAAGUCAGUCUCGCGAUGCACGACUUCAAGCGUUUCCUGUCCAUCAUACUCUCUGGUCCGACCAGCACCCGAACGAAGUGAAUGCAUUUGCGGAAAUGUUUCGCCAAAACUACAAUCAUAUGGUGGCGCAGUACAAUGAGAUGAUGCGAAUGCAGCAACAAACCAUGUCAACUAUGUUUAUGCCAGUGAAUUAUGAACUCUACCAUGUACCAGUCGGAUACACAUGGGAUAGUUAUUUCGGUAAUCAGCAACAAUUUGUUAAUGAGGAAACAGAACGAAUGUCACGCCAACUGAUCGAUGAUAUAGAACAAGGACGUCGAACGCAGCAGGAGCUAGCGAACCCUAAUUUCUUCAUUGAGCAAGCUGCAACUGAGUUAAACAGAGUACACAAAUCUCACGAAUUUAUAGAAUCUACCGAUUUACAGACUGGUAAACAUUUUGACAACUUGCAAUCGCAAAUGCAGCAGCAACAACAAGAACAUGUUCAUCAAGCUGAACUUGAACAACAAGCUGGUCAUGGUGUGGUAUACAAUGCCAAUACUAAUCAAUACGAAUACGUAAGAUUGAUGCAACCUCACGAAGAAGUAGCCGAUCCGGAUGAUACCCAACAUUCAUCGUAUAUACAAAGUUUGCCCCCAGUAACGUUCGAUAAUGAAAAAUUGAAUGCAUUUGAUCAGCAGAUCGAAAAUAUAGAAAUACAUACUCCGAUUUCGAUCGAAACUUCGCGUCCAGUUGAACAAAGUAAACUAAUUAAAACAUCUACGACAAAGCCAUUAUCGUCAUUUCAGUCAAAUAUCAACAACGAUGAGUUCUACGGCAGUACCUAUGAUCAGCAGCAGAAGUUCGAUUUACAGUUUAUCGAAAACAGGUCAACGUCAUCCAGAAAUAACGUUAUGUCACUGGUACGCAAUAGAACCAUAGUCAAAGCUUCGACAACUACUGAGAUUCCAACGACAACGACAACAACUACUACUAGUACCACAACACCACCACCAACAACAACAACCGGUAUUAUGUCUAUGUUGCCACACAAAAAACCGCCGAUGAACUAUGAAGACUUAUAUCAACAAGUCCGAGUGGAAUUAGAUAAGCAUAUGAAUCAGCUGGAGGAUAACAAAACCGAAGAAACACAUUUCAUGGGCAUGACGAGCAAUAGGGAGCAUGUAAAACUUACGUAUGAAACUGUUAACUCUGGGAAAGGCGAGAAAGAACCUCGUGGAGAUCAGGGCCAUCCAGCAGACGAUUACAUUUACGAAGAACCUGUCGAAUCGGAGCCGGGAAUGGGCUAUUAUUCAUUUGGAACUGAGCCUACGUUAGCUGAUCAGACUACAACAGCAGCAAUAGAAAUUACUACUACUACUACGUCCACUACACCCAGAAAUACAGAGCCAGUGAAUUUGAAUUCGUACUAUUCAGCUCCAUUGGCUCCAUUUCCAACUACAACGACUACAUUGAGACCGUUAAACCCAUAUUAUUCCGCGCCAUUGGCACCAUUUCCCGAAGAUACGGUUCAGGAAGUAAGCAAUACGCAACAAUUACAGUAUGCUGAAUAUUCUGAAAUUUCCGACAUGAACCAGCAAGUUCAAACUAUAGAGCAUCAUUACGGUAGCCACUUAGCAGAAGCUGAUACAGUCCAAGAUCUCAACAACAACGAAGAAUUCAAUCAAAAUCAGGUCCAUCUUAUGCACGGAUAUAUUGACAUGCAACAAUUUGAAGACGAGCAGCAACGCUAUACAGAUGUCGGAGAAGUGUUGAAUGUGGGACACGUUGUGGAGCAUCCUGUGGCAAAGCCACAAGAGCGACAGUUACCACCAGAACAAGCCUAUCGCAAUCCUGACCUGCAACAAACGUCAGCCAACGAUAUACUUCAGGAACACGAAAUACCAGCACAUGUUCAGGAGAUAGCAGUAACUCCGAUUCCAGCGGACGUUCAGAAUCAUAAGAAGAAUUGGUUGAAACGCCAAUUUGAUAAGAUAAAAAAUGUGCUCUAUUAAUUAUUGUAAAUGUAACAUUAAUUCAUUAAAUGCUGUCCAAAAUACA
Armigeres subalbatus is the source of this 2259-nucleotide messenger RNA. RefSeq lists its product as uncharacterized. The transcript is spliced from 6 exons. The coding region runs from base 84 to 2213 and encodes 709 amino acids. The record is from RefSeq and is a predicted model, not a curated record. NCBI's taxonomy places the organism in Eukaryota, Metazoa, Arthropoda, Insecta, Diptera, Culicidae.